UCAGUCAGUGAACAGUGCUGUGAUACAACUUAACAUAUCCAACAUGAAAUUCUUGAUUGUUGUCGCUCUUGCUGUGGCCGCGGUCUCCGCCGAAGAGGCCAAAAAGACAGAAAAGCGUGGCCUGGCCGGUCUUGGGUAUGGCGGUCUUGGGUACGGAGGUCAUGGUGUGGGUUAUGACGGACUCGGAUACUCCGGCGGUCUCGGAUACGGCGGCCUAGGAUAUGGUGGUUACGGUGGCUAUGCUGCCGCCCCCGUCGCUGUUAGCAAGGUUGCGUACACCACCGCUCACGGUCUCGGCGGUUACGGUGGAUACGGAUACGGCGGCCUCGGUGGAUACGGCGGAUACUCCGGCCUCGGAUACGGCGGUCACGGAUAUUCCGGCCAUGGAAUAGGCUACGGCGCCCCUGCUCUGAGCUACGCUAACCAGGUCGCCUACAACGGUUACGGCGGAUACGGUGGAUACGGACACGGUCUCGGUGGCUACGGUGGUCUGGGUGGAUACUACGGACAUCACUAAACCACGACGAAUAUCAUUUCGAUACAAAUGUGUUCAUUUUAUUAUUUUAAAUACUUGCAAAUUAUAUGGUACUGCAAUACCAUCCAGUAUUGAAAUUUUAUAAAAUACCUAAUGGUUGCACUUAUACAUCUUCGUACCUCGAACUCAGUGGGCUUUAGUACCACGAUAUUUUUGUACAAUGAAUUAUACUCUGUAAGAAUGUGUAAAUAUUUAAAUAUAUAAACUAAACUAUA
Molecule: messenger RNA, 750 nt
Organism: Achroia grisella
Lineage: Eukaryota; Metazoa; Arthropoda; Insecta; Lepidoptera; Pyralidae
Gene: CPG6
Product: keratin-associated protein 19-2-like
Exons: 4
Coding region: 44-517 (157 amino acids)
Source: RefSeq, a predicted model, not a curated record